Messenger RNA from Maylandia zebra (zebra mbuna), 2048 nucleotides. RefSeq names its product oligodendrocyte-myelin glycoprotein-like. Gene Ontology annotation, biological process: neuron projection regeneration. Gene Ontology annotation, molecular function: protein binding. The record is from RefSeq and is a predicted model, not a curated record. Lineage: Eukaryota; Metazoa; Chordata; Actinopteri; Cichliformes; Cichlidae.
GCCAACCCCAAAAGAUCCAUAAGAGCCGGUAGUAAACUCUCAGCUUUUCAAGGAGCAGCCAAGGACCAAACUGCAAAGAAGUGAAGGCAGCCUGAGAAAAAAAGAUACAAAAAAAAAAAUGGUCGAGUAGGCAGAGGUCAAUUCUAUGAGCGGAAAAGGGUGAAAAAAAACACCUUCAGCAGAACACCAGCUGGUCCUGGGAUCAAAAGCAGAAAAGGACAGGGGAAAGAGGGGGCUGGACAGCGAGAAGGAGCAGAGAAAAGUGAGUGGAAUGAUAAAAUGAGAAGGUGGAAGCUUUCUCUUCUGGAGCUCGUGCUCGUGUUAUGGCUUGGGUUGCGAAUUCUGGCUGUGUGUCCCUCCGUGUGCUCCUGCAGUCGCAGCCACAGGGAGGUAGACUGCUCCUCGAGGGGUCUAAGAAGUCUGCCCAACAACUUACAGUACAACCUGCGCUCCCUUAACCUGUCCCACAAUCGAUUCCACAGCCUGGAUGACCAACUUACCGCUUACACCCAUCUCCGCGUUCUAGAUUUGUCUCACAAUCGGCUGAGCCGACUGCCCGCAAACCUACCUCGUUCCCUCUGGCGGAUUUAUGCCUCCUCCAACCGCAUUCAGUUGUUGGACAAGAAUGACACGGUUUACCAGUGGAACCUGCAGCUGCUUGACCUCUCCGACAACAAAAUGGAGAGAGCCACCUUUAUCAACAACACGCUGAGCAGUUUGUGCACGCUCAACCUCAGCCACAAUCACUUCUGGACUUUGCCCACCAACCUACCCGUACGCCUGGAGAUUCUUGACCUGUCCCACAACUGGCUAGUAAAAGUACUUCCCGGAUCUUUAGAUCGGCUCCCCAGACUAACUUACUUCUACCUGCAUGCUAACCGCUUCUCUGCAAUGCCUCUUGGAGUCUUGGACAAAAUGACAUCGCUCAAAGUCAUUGCUUUGGGAAACAAUCCUUGGGCUUGCCACCUUUACGCCGACAUCAGUUACUUGCUCUCCUGGACUCAGCGUACCCCCGCACGUGUCCUGGGCUGCCCAUGCCACACUCAGCCCGUCUGUGGAGGGGUGCGCCCUGGCAGGACGGGAGGGUGGCAUUAUGCCUCCUACAACUUACCCCCAUUGGCUGCCAGCGCCAAGGAUCUGACCUCUAUGACCCCCAAAGCUAGUGUCACCGGCUGGUGGUAUCUGUCUGUUUCUACCUCGCUGAACACUCCUGUUGCCCCAAGAGAGACAUGGGACACAAAACACCACACUUUCACAGCCACACCCAGCAUCAGCAUGGCCACCCUGAAGUACAAAACCACAGGCACACACCUAACUAUUGAUCACAUGUCUGCAAGUGUUAGCUCUGAUUCUCUUCAUGUCUCUGCAACAAAGCAAACCUCAACCACAGACACAAGUCUCCUUACAGAAAUGACCGAUGAAGAUAACACGACAUCUGCCACAGAUCAAUUUUUUACCACAGAUAGUCUGUCCAUCCAAACAAAGAAGACAACCACACUUCGCACCAGAAGUGUGAGGAGGCAGAAUCCAUCCUUUCCAGGUGGUAUCCCUAACAGUAGCCCUGCUCUUGUUUCCUGUUCCUGGGAUUUAUUCCUUCAUAGCUCAGCGCUCCUGUCUCUCAUUCUGAUUCAAGUCCAUUGAAAGACGAAUGAAAAGGCCCAACACCAGUUUAUAGCACAAACAAGUAGAACAGGCACAAAACUGAAUACUGCUGCUGCGCUGCAAACCUUGCAUAUAUAUAUUACCAGCUUUACAGCUUUAAUUUCAAUGACAGGCUUGAGCUGGGUGUACUGACACUUUUAGAAUUACAUGUGCAAAAACAAACAACUUUUCUAACAUUUUUACAAGCCCUGCUUUGAAUGUCUUUUUAAGAUUGUAAUGAAUCUAGCAGAGCACAUGAUGGCACUAUACAUCCAGGUACCAGUCUGUUAUGUAACUGAGUGCCUGGUGCUUCAUGGGCAGCAACAGUCUAUUUCCAGGCUGUCCAAGGUGCACUUCAGUACACACUAAUGUCCCCAAUUUAGAGUUUUAAAUGUUUUAUUUUUUUA